AUGAUUAAGGAUCUAUGGACAAUGUUCUGUGGGGAAUCCAGUUGUCCAGACGCUGAUGGACAGCCAUGCAAUUUUGACUUUUUGCUCUUUAUUCAGCCAAAUUCAUGUAUCAACCAAGCGUUUUUCACUUGCUUUGAUAUUUUGCUCCUGGUCAUCCUCUCAUUCAAUUUGAUUCAGAAGUCAUCCUCAAAAAGGCUUCACAUUCCAGCACAUUUUCAACGUUUUACACCCAUGCAGAUAGUAGCUGCAGUUGUCAAUGGAAGCCUUGGAUUAUUGUAUAUUGGCUUAGGCAUUUGGAUUUUAGAAGAGAUGCUGAGGAAAACUCAGACUGCACUGCCUUUGAAUUGGUGGUUACUGGCAUUGAUUCAAGGUGUCACAUGGUUGGUUGUGAGUUUGACAAUAAGCCUAAGAGGAGGUCAUCGAUCACCAAUGCGGCUACUGUCCACUCUCACCUUUUUGUUCUCUGCAAUAGUCUCUGUUUUAUCUAUCUUCGCUGCCACACUUAGCAAAGAAAUAUCAAUAAAAAUAGCCUUGGAUGUUAUUUCUUUACCUGGAGCAUUGUUGCUGAUAUGCACCUAUAAGGGAAAUAAAUAUGAGUUGAGGGACGCAAAAAUUAGCCAAAGUGGUUUAUAUGACCCUUUGAAUAGUGAGGCCAAUGGCACUGGUGACAUUGAUUCUGUUGGCCAAGUAAGUCAAUUUUCUGAAGCCGGUUUCUUCAGUAAACUAUCAUUUUGGUGGUUGAAUCCAUUGAUGAAAAGGGGCUGGGAGAAGACUCUCGGGGAUGAAGAUAUACCCAGUUUGCGCAAGACAGAUAGAGCAGAAAGCUGCUAUCUUCAAUUCUUAGAUCAGUUGAACGAGCAGAAACAAAUCGAACCAUCAUCUCAACCAUCAAUUUUGAGGGCUAUAAUGAUGUGCCACUGGAGAGAGAUUUUGAUUUCAGGGUUCUUUGCUUUGCUAAAAAUUCUCACUGUCUCUGCUGGUCCUUUGCUACUUAAUACCUUCAUUGUGGUUGCUGAGGGAAAGAAAAGUUUCGUAUAUGAAGGUUAUGUAUUGGUCAUAUCACUUUUCCUUACAAAGAGCUUAGAAUCCUUCUCGCAAAGGCAGUGGUAUUUCAGAAGCAAACUAGUUGGUCUGAAAGUGAGGUCCUUGCUAACAGCUGCCAUUUACAAGAAACAAUUGAGAUUGUCUAAUGCUGCUAGGCUGAUGCACUCAGGUGGUGAGAUAAUUAACUAUGUCACGGUGGAUGCUUACAGGAUUGGAGAAUUCCUUUUCUGGUUUCACCAAACUUGGACGACAAUUCUUCAGCUUUUUAUUUCUCUCGUAAUUCUCUUCCGUGCAGUGGGGUUAGCAACCCUUGCAGCCUUGGUGGUUAUAAUUCUUACUGUGCUAUGCAACACUCCACUUGCAAAAUUGCAACACAAGUUCCAGAGCAAGCUCAUGGUUGCACAAGAUGAGAGACUUAAGGCUAGUACUGAAUCUCUUGUGAGCAUGAAGGUUUUGAAAUUGUAUGCAUGGGAGAACCAUUUCAAGAAGGCCAUUGAAAAUUUACGAAAGAUGGAAUAUAAAUGGUUAUCGGAAGUGCAGUUGCGAAAGGCAUAUAAUAGCAUUAUCUUUUGGUCAUCACCUGUCUUGGUUUCGGCUGCUACCUUUGUGGCAUGUUAUUUCCUCAAGAUUCCUCUAUAUGCUUGUAAUGUUUUCACUUGUGUUGCAACUUUACGUCUUGUUCAAGGCCCUAUAAGGAACUUACAUGAUGUUACGGAAGUUGUUAUUCAAUCAAAUGUUGCAUUUGCACGUAUUGUGAAGUUCCUGGAGGCACCAGAGCUAGAGAGUGCAAAUGUGAGGCAGAAGGAAAACUUGGAGAAUGUGAACCAUGCUAUUUUCAUUAAAUCAGCCAAUUUUACUUGGGAGGAGAAUUUUCUGAAGCCUACACUCAGGAAUAUAAGCUUAGUGGCUAGACCUGGUGAAAAGGUGGCUAUAUGUGGAGAAGUUGGUUCAGGCAAAUCAACCCUUUUAGCAGCAAUUCUUGGAGAAGUUCCAAAUAUUGAAGGAACAAUACAAGUUUAUGGAAAGAUAGCCUAUGUUUCUCAAACAGCUUGGAUCCAGACUGGGAGCAUACGAGAGAACAUUUUAUUUGGGUCUGCUAUGGAUAGCUAUAGAUAUCAAGAAACGCUUGAAAGGUGUUCUUUGGUCAAAGAUCUGGAAUUGCUUCCUUAUGGUGAUCACACCGAAAUAGGUGAAAGAGGAAUUAAUUUAAGCGGUGGACAGAAGCAGAGAAUUCAACUUGCUCGAGCUCUCUAUCAGGAUGCUGAUAUAUAUCUCUUGGAUGAUCCAUUCAGUGCGGUCGAUGCUCAUACUGCUACAAGUCUAUUUAAUGAAUAUGUUAUGGGAGCACUUUCAGAAAAGGCAGUUUUGCUUGUGACUCAUCAAGUUGAUUUCCUGCCCGCAUUUGAUUCUGUUUUGUUAAUGUCUGAUGGGGGAAUCAUGCGGGCAGCUACAUAUAAUCAAUUAUUAUACACAAGCAAAGAAUUUCAGGACCUUGUCAAUGCACACAAAGAAACUGCUGGUACUGAGAGACUUGCAGAGGUUACUUCUCAGAAGCUUGGUACAACUGCUAAAGAGAUCAAGAAGGGCUAUGUGGGAAAACAAUUUACAGGAUCCAAAGGUGAACAGCUGAUAAAACUAGAAGAGAGAGAAAUGGGAGACACAGGGUUCAAGCCAUACAUUCUGUAUUUGAAACAGAACAAAGGCUUUUUCUUCUCCUCCGUGGCAGGUCUUUCUUACCUUAUAUUUGCAAUUGGUCAGAUAUCACAGAACGCUUGGAUGGCUUCCAAUGUUGACAAUCCUCAUGUUAGCACACUGCGGUUGAUAGUCAUUUACUUACUGAUUGGAUUUAGCUCAACACUGUUUUUGGUGUGUAGAUGUCUCUCUACUGUUGUUUUAGGUCUUCGAUCGUCACAAUCUUUAUUUUCACAGCUUUUGGAGUCCCUUUUCCGUGCACCUAUGUCAUUUUAUGACUCCACACCGUUGGGAAGGAUACUUACUCGGGUCUCCUCUGAUCUGAGUAUUGUUGACCUUGAUGUCCCAUUUAGUAUAAUCUCUGCUAUUGUGUCUACCAUAAAUGCUUAUACAAAUCUUGGAGUUCUAGCUGUUGUCAACUGGCGAGUUCUAUUUGUCUUAAUGCCAGUAAUUCUGGUGGCUAUUCGGUUGCAGAAAUAUUAUUUUUCUACGGCAAAAGAAUUGAUGCGCAUCAAUGGCACAACAAAAUCCUUGGUGGCAAAUCAUUUGGCUGAGUCUAUUGCAGGGGCCAUGACAAUAAGGGCCUUUGAGCAGCAGCAACGGUUUUUUACUAAGACCCUUGAUCUAAUUGAUACCAAUGCUAGUCCUUUCUUCCACAAUUUUGCGGCAAAUGAGUGGUUGAUUCAAAGGAUAGAAAUACUAAGUGCAGCUGUUAUCUCCUCAGCAACACUUUGCAUGGUUUUACUUCCUCCAGGAACUUUUAGCCCUGGAUUUAUUGGGAUGGCACUUUCUUAUGGUCUUUCACUGAAUGGUUACCUCGUUAUCUCAAUCAGACAACAGUGUACUUUAGCAAAUCAUAUCAUUUCUGUAGAAAGACUAAACCAAUACAUGAAUGUACCAAGUGAAGCCCCUGAAGUGAUAGAAGACAAUCGCCCCCCACCCGACUGGCCUACUGUGGGUAAAGUGGAUAUUUCUGAAUUACAGAUCAGAUAUAGGCCUGAUGCGCCACUGGUCCUUCGGGGCAUCAGCUGCACAUUUGAAGGAGGGCACAAAAUUGGCAUUGUUGGCCGAACUGGCAGUGGAAAGACUACUCUCAUAGGCGCUCUAUUUCGAUCAGUGGAGCCUGCAGGAGGGACGAUUAUAGUAGACGGUGUUGACAUAAGUAAGAUCGGGCUUCACGACCUGAGGUCGCGUUUUGGUAUAAUACCUCAGGAUCCUAUACUUUUCAAUGGGAAUGUGAGAUAUAAUUUGGAUCCUUUAUCUCAAUACACAGACCAAGAAAUAUGGGAGGUUCUUCGAAAGUGUCAGCUCUGGGAAGCUGUCCAGGAGAAAGAAGGGGGCCUUGACUCGCCAGUUGUGGAAGAUGGAUCAAACUGGAGCAUGGGACAAAGGCAAUUAUUUUGUCUGGGGCGAGCACUUUUAAGGAGAAGCCGGAUAUUGGUGCUAGAUGAAGCAACUGCAUCAAUUGACAAUGCAACUGACACCAUUUUACAGAAAACUAUUAGAACAGAAUUUGCAGAUUGCACUGUGAUCACAGUGGCUCACAGGAUACCGACCGUGAUGGACUGCACCGUGGUACUCACCAUUAGUGAUGGUAAGUUAGUGGAGUAUGACGAGCCAAUGAAGUUGAUGAAGCGGGAAGGUUCUCUGUUUGGGCAGCUUGUGAAGGAAUACUGGUCUCAUUUGCAGUCCGCAGAAUAACACCGAAGCUAAAAAAGUGUUAAGUAGGAAUCUUUAGCAUUGAUCACUGUGCUAUUUCAGGCGAAAGAAAGUUAUUGAUGAGAUUUUUCGUUACCAACUUAAUUUGUGCUAAUUAGGAUAUGAUAACAGUCUCGGGCGGGAAAAUCUAUCAGUGUUCCUUGAUUGUUAGUCUUGUGGUUGUCGUUAGUCGAAAUGGCUUAAACAGUUUCAUCCGAAGAGAUGCUUCUUGGAUAAUUAUCUUUGCUGGAGAACACUGUUUAACAAGAUCUAUAACAAUUGCUAAGAACAAGAGGAACAUUUUUUU
Molecule: messenger RNA, 4741 nt
Organism: Mangifera indica (mango)
Lineage: Eukaryota; Viridiplantae; Streptophyta; Magnoliopsida; Sapindales; Anacardiaceae
Product: ABC transporter C family member 10-like
Exons: 11
Coding region: 1-4437 (1478 amino acids)
Biological process (GO): transmembrane transport
Cellular component (GO): plant-type vacuole; vacuolar membrane
Molecular function (GO): ABC-type transporter activity; ATP binding; ATP hydrolysis activity
Source: RefSeq, a predicted model, not a curated record